Messenger RNA from Lottia gigantea (owl limpet), 1736 nucleotides. RefSeq lists its product as hypothetical. The record is from RefSeq and is a predicted model, not a curated record. The transcript is spliced from 6 exons. Gene Ontology annotation, biological process: mitochondrion organization. Bases 126 to 944 code for a protein of 272 amino acids. Gene Ontology annotation, cellular component: membrane; mitochondrion. NCBI's taxonomy places the organism in Eukaryota, Metazoa, Mollusca, Gastropoda, Lottiidae.
UAACAUGUGAGAAGAGAAACAAAGUUUCAUCAGAUAAUUGAAAAGAAAAGCAAAUAAAUUUGACAUUAUUAUCUGGUUUGAAGGAUUAGUUUCACGGCUGAAUAAAUAACCGGGCGUUCUGCAUAAUGGCAGCGCGAAUUUUUAAUGCCAUUGGUCGAGUCGGUGUUGGUUUGUUUGUGACUGGAGCUGUAGCACAAUCAGCUCUAUAUAAUGUUGAUGGUGGUCAUAGAGCAGUUAUAUUCGAUAGAUUUCGGGGAAUCAUACCAGACGUUGUUGGUGAAGGUACACAUUUCCUUGUUCCCUGGGUACAGAAACCUAUUAUAUUUGACGUCAGAUCGCGACCCAGGAAUGUUGUAGUUGUCACGGGCAGCAAAGAUUUACAGAAUGUUAAUAUUACAUUACGUAUAUUGUUCAGACCAGUUGUAAAAGAAUUACCUAGAAUCUAUACCAAUUUAGGUGUGGACUUUGAUGAAAGAGUACUUCCAUCCAUUACCAAUGAAGUUCUUAAAGCAGUUGUUGCUUUAUUUGAUGCUGGAGAGUUGAUUACUAAUCGAGAAGUUGUCUCACAGAAAGUCAGUGAAGAAUUAGUAGAGAGAGCUGGUCAGUUUGGUAUUGUAUUAGAUGAUAUCGCUUUGACACAUUUAACGUUUGGUCAAGAAUUCACGACAGCUGUAGAAUCAAAACAAGUUGCACAACAAGAAGCUGAAAGAGCCAGAUAUAAUGUAGAAAAGGCUGAACAAUAUAAAAUAGCAGCUAUCAUCACAGCUGAAGGGGAUGCCAAGGCUGCCGAAUUAUUAGCUAAAUCAUUUGGGGAUGCUGGAGAGGGCAUGGUGGAACUACGUAAACUUGAAGCCAUAGAAGAUAUUACAGUCAACUUGUCCAAGGCGAGAAAUGUGACUUAUCUUCCUUCAGGACAGCAGACAUUGUUGUCGUUACCACAGUGAUGUGGAUAAUAUAUGAACUAUUAAUGAAAAUGUUUAGGUUUUUAGUGUCUGUGUGAAUGAAUUGUUAGUUUAUUCUUCAAUGGCAUAUAAGAAUCACAAGUUAUAAAUAAAUAAGACAACUAUAUUAGUUAAAUACUAUUGUUGUUAAAAUUCCAAUGUGGUUCUCCCACCAUCAUCAGGAAUAUAAUGAUACUUCUAGAAUAUUUAUUACAUUGAAAUGCAAGUAAUAAAUAUUCCAGAAGCAUUUGAAAAUAAUAAUUGUAUUAUGUACUUUUCGUAUGUGUUCUUCUGCUAUAAAAUGAUUCAUUUGUUUUGUUAUAAAAAGGCAUUAAGAAGAGAAAUAUGGAAAUGUUUGUAUAUUACAGUAGUAUCUGUUGUGUUGUAUAAAAUCAUACAACCCAAUGAAAGACACAAAUCAUGCAUUUAUAUUAGAAUUGCUUCCCUUGGAUUAUGGGUUUACAUUGUAGGAUCAGUCUGUUAUUUAGUGCUAUUCAAGCCCUAAAAUUUGCAUUUUUGUAUGGGUCCCAUUAUGUCAAUUGUAUUAUUGUAUAAACUUAAGCAAUUUUUUCAUGGGCAAACUCAAAGUAAUCAUAACGUUUUUUUUUUUGCUGAAAAUUUUAAUCUUCAUAUCAAAGCACAGGUAUUUAUUGCAGAAAUUUGCUUAGCCUAAUAAAAAUCAUCUAGAAAUGUCUAAGAGAACUAUUCAUUAUGAUAUAAUGUUAUACAUUUUGUGUGGUAUGUUUGUAUUGAAUCUGAAUGUGUAACUGACUAAAAAUAAAAUGUCGUUUUGGU